CUCUUCUGACGUCACUGAGUCCCGGGGGCGAUCCGGUGCCUCGGUAUAAAACUGUGUAUCAGCGCUGUGGAUGGACGCAGUGCAACUAAAACAGAACCGAGACAAAGCAGCGAGCAGCCGCAGAAAACAUGGUGAAGAUCACGUUUCAGCCAGUUUCGGCGCAGAAGCCAGAAAAAGACAACGAUGAAGACAAGAUCGUUAUCCCCCAGGCCCACGAGCACCUGACUCUUCCUGUAAGGUCCAAACGGCCUUUUCCCACUGGACUCUUCUGCCUUGCGUUUGGUCUGGUCAUCUUCAUGUUGGGAUUGAUAGUUGCUUCUGUGUAUGUUUAUCGCCACUACUUCAUAUCUCAGAUGCCUGAGGACAGCUUGUUCCACUGUCGAGUUGUCUAUGAGGAUUCAGUCUUUGCUCCUCUCAGGGGUCGCCAGGAGCUUGAAGAAAAUGUUGGCAUCUACCUUGAAGACAACUAUGAGCAGAUUAGUGUGCCUGUGCCACACUUUGGAGGGAGUGACCCUGCUGAUAUUAUCCAUGACUUUCACAGAGGGCUCACUGCUUAUUAUGACAUUGCCCUGGACAAGUGCUACAUCACAGAGCUGAAUACGACAUUGGUGAUGCCUCCACGGAGUCUUUGGGAGUUGCUAAUCAAUGUCAAGAGGGGAACAUACCUUCCUCAGACCUACAUCAUUCAUGAGGAGAUGGUGGUGACCGGGAGGGUGAGGAGCUUGAGGUCACUUGGUCCUUACAUCCACAGGCUUUGCUUCAGCAAAGAGACUUACCGCCUUCGACGCCGUAGUCACAGACGUGUGGAGAGGCGCGAGACACAGAAGUGCCACAGCAUUCGUCACUUCGAAAACACGUUUGUGGUCGAGACUCAAAUCUGUGAUCGGAUGUAAACGUCUUGCAGAAAUUCCGACUAUUCAACACUGAAGCCAACCUGAAACAAUACCUCCUGAAACCUUAGGCUUUACUGCACUUUACGAGCAAGUGUUUGUCCCACACUAUAUCUGUGUCUGAUUUCUGUGUUGAUGUGGAACAAACUUAAUUUGUCACAGAUUUUUGUUUUUUUUCUGGACUUUUUAAAUGUGUCUGAAUAUACUGUAUCUGUAGCUCGUCCAGCGUGGCAACAUUAAUGUCGAGUGUGGAUUUGUUUUCACGCAGUGCUAUGUCUGUGAGGGCUCUGCACUCUGUGUCUUAAAUAGUUUGUUUUGUUUUUAAAGCAAAAAUUGCAAAACUUACCUCAUAGUUUAGACACUUCUUAAAUGAUUCAUUAUUCAAUGUUGUAUAUAAUAUCUUAAGCAAUAUAAAUUGUAAAUGAUUUUCCUUCUUAAAAUAUUUCCUGCAUAUAUUUGUAUAUAAAUGUUUUCAUGAAUAGUCAUUUCUUAGUUUCUGGUUUGGUAUGACACUUUUCAUAUUUCUUUUGAUUUUAUGGCUUCAGACUGUAUUUAGAAGCUGCGCUUUAGAGAAGCAGGAGAACCAAAGUCUAUGAUGGGCUGAAGUGCGUUAGACUAGAAGUGAAAUGGUAGAGAUUAUAUCACUUACUGUAGAAUUAUGGCAUCAAAGCUCUUUCUGUUGUGUUCUUCCCCGUCUUCACUUUGACUGUGGUUUUCUUAAACCCCUUUGGCAUAAUUCAACACUGUUCAUUACCAAUUGAAAUAAUUGGGCGGCGUUUCUAAUGUAAAAUUGUCUCUGUUGACAGAGACGUCUCAAAUGUGUUCAUAUUUCAUAUUAUUUUGCUGUACAUGAGAUUCUUGUAAUAUCUUUCUGCUUUAAAAUAAAUAAUGAACCUU
Messenger RNA from Periophthalmus magnuspinnatus, 1787 nucleotides. RefSeq names its product integral membrane protein 2Cb (gene itm2cb). Gene Ontology annotation, molecular function: amyloid-beta binding. Gene Ontology annotation, cellular component: extracellular exosome; Golgi apparatus; plasma membrane. The coding region runs from base 129 to 893 and encodes 254 amino acids. Lineage: Eukaryota; Metazoa; Chordata; Actinopteri; Gobiiformes; Gobiidae. The record is from RefSeq and is a predicted model, not a curated record. The transcript is spliced from 6 exons. Gene Ontology annotation, biological process: negative regulation of amyloid precursor protein biosynthetic process.